Cotesia congregata is the source of this 1190-nucleotide messenger RNA. Lineage: Eukaryota; Metazoa; Arthropoda; Insecta; Hymenoptera; Braconidae. The record is from the annotation of a GenBank genome assembly.
GGUUCAAUUAUGCUUGCCAAUGGAGUGAAUUGAGUUUACGAAUCCUUGGAAUAUGGCCCAACGCUCAUUACAGUACUCGAAGUAAACUUCGAGCACAUUUCUACAUUAUUUUUGUCCUUCUCGUUUAUUAUCUUCCACAAACUUGGACAAUCGUUAUUAUAUUUGGGGAUAUUGAUAGUAUGAUCAAUUUACUAUCUUAUAACGUUUCCGGAUUAGUAGCGAUCGCUAAAUACAUUGUCAUUUAUAGACACAAAAAAAUUUUAAAAACAAUAAUUCAAAAAAUGUCCGAAGAUUGGAGAGCAAAUAACUCGGACUAUGAUUUAAAAAUAAUGAUUGGUAAUGCUAGGAUUGGACGAAUAUUGGCAUUCAUAUCUAUUCUGUAUGCUCCACUGAUUGUGACUCUACAUAUUCUUAUGUUUCUUAAGCCAGAUAAAGAUCUUCUUUACGCAUCAGUUCCGACUGUAGCAAACAAUCUGAUGUGGCCAAGUUAUUUUCCGUUUGAUACAUCCAGAAAGUAUGUCUUUGAGGCUACUUGGUUUUGUCAAAUAUUAGCGACAACAGGAGCGUCUUUGAUAUAUGGUACAUUUGAUACAUUCAUCGGGGUAAUUGUUCUACAUAUUUGCAGUCAGCUUGCUAUUGUUCGAAAAAGAUUGCGAAAUCUUCAUAAUGGUCUGAAAUCACAAUAUUCACUUUCACAUAAUUUAAUUAAUAAAAAACUUUCUGCUAUUAUUAAACGACAUGAGGAACUUAUCAGUAUGGCAAAUACAAUUGAAAGUACAUUCAAUAUCGUACUUCUUCCUCAAUUUAUUUGCUAUCCGCUAAUUUUUUGUUUUCAAGGAUACGCAAUGUUAACAAGCAUGGCUAAGACCCAAGCUUCGAGUUUACAAAUUUUGUAUUACCUAAGUUACGACACCUACACACUAUAUCAUUUGUUCAUCUUCUGUUGGAUUGGAGAACAACUAAUUAAUGAGAGUAAAUUAAUCAGCUCAUCUUUUUAUGAAAGUUCGUGGUAUAAUUACUCAUAUACCAAUUCACGAUCGCUUAUGUUAAUUGGAUAUCGAGCGAUGCGGCCGCUUUACAUAUCAGCCGGAAAAUAUGCCCGAUUUUCACUCAGUUUAUUCGUUUCGUUAUUAAAGACAUCAAUGGGUUAUUUAUCGAUGCUUAGAGCAGUUCAAGUACGCAAUUUAUAA